ACACUUCAUACCAUGUUACUAAUGUAUUUUCUUUUAAUUUUCUUUUUAAUAAUAAUAGAAUAUAUGUGAAUUUCAAACCCAAUAUGGCUCAGAAGAGGAACUCGAGUGGGCGGUCGUUCCCAUUGCUGCUGCUGAUUAUUGUUGUGGCCUUUGUUCAUUUAACUGUCUGUCCUUUUACAAAAGUGGAGGAAAGCUUUAACCUACAAGCUAUCCAUGAUGUGGUGUACCACCAGCUGGAUUUGGAUAAGUAUGACCAUCAUGAAUUUCCUGGAGUUGUCCCAAGAACGUUUCUUGGACCAAUUUUUAUUGCUGCUCUUUCCAGCCCAGCUAUAUAUGUACUUUCUGUGCUAAGAAUGUCCAAGUUUUACUCCCAGCUGAUAGUCCGAGGAAGCUUGGGGCUCAGUGUGAUUUACACAUUAUGGAAGUUGCAGAAAGAAGUUAGAAAGCAGUUUGGAGCAACUACAUCAACAGUCUUCUGUCUCAUCACUGUUACUCAGUUUCAUUUGAUGUUUUACUGUACACGAACCCUUCCUAAUGUGUUUGCACUUCCUUUUGUGCUCCUGGCAUUGACGUUUUGGAUACAGCAAAAGCAAAGGCCAUUCAUUUGGUUCUCAGCUUUGGCAAUUAUAGUCUUCAGAUCAGAGCUGUGCAUAUUCUUGGGCCUCAUGCUCCUGGUGACAUUAUUAACUAAAAGAAUCUCCAUUUUCAAGGUGCUUUCCCAUGCUGUUCCUGCUGGAUUUUUUUGGCUGGGGCUAACUGUUGCUGUGGAUUCUCUAUUUUGGAGGCAACUUGUGUGGCCUGAGGGGAAAGUGCUCUGGUAUAAUACAGUUUUGAACAAAAGUUCCAACUGGGGAACCUCCCCCUUCUUAUGGUAUUUCUAUUCAGCCCUGCCUCGUGCUUUGGGAUGCAGCAUUAUAUUUGUACCUUUAGGUGUAGCAGAAAAGAGAACUCGGAUACUACUUUUGCCAGCACUGGGCUUUAUUUUCUUGUACUCAUUUCUCCCACACAAAGAGCUGCGUUUCAUCAUAUAUACUUUCCCUGUCUUCAACAUAGUGGCUGCUAAAAUGUGUUCACGAAU
Messenger RNA from Phaethon lepturus (White-tailed tropicbird), 1078 nucleotides. RefSeq names its product ALG12, alpha-1,6-mannosyltransferase (gene ALG12). The annotation marks the transcript as partial. The record is from RefSeq and is a predicted model, not a curated record. The transcript is spliced from 6 exons. Gene Ontology annotation, cellular component: endoplasmic reticulum membrane. Lineage: Eukaryota; Metazoa; Chordata; Aves; Phaethontiformes; Phaethontidae. Gene Ontology annotation, molecular function: alpha-1,6-mannosyltransferase activity. Gene Ontology annotation, biological process: protein N-linked glycosylation.